Molecule: messenger RNA, 1812 nt
Organism: Sporisorium graminicola
Lineage: Eukaryota; Fungi; Basidiomycota; Ustilaginomycetes; Ustilaginales; Ustilaginaceae
Exons: 1
Coding region: 1-1812 (603 amino acids)
Biological process (GO): protein ubiquitination
Molecular function (GO): metal ion binding; ubiquitin protein ligase activity
Source: RefSeq, a predicted model, not a curated record
AUGGGUUGCGCCAUCUGCUUGGACGACUUCAGCCAGGCAGACGGCGAAGCCAAGCGGGCGACAGCUCUCACCUGCGGCCACAUCUUCCAUCACGACUGUCUGCAGACGUGGUUCUACGGUGCCACAAAUGCCGACAAGCACCGGCCCUGCCAUCACCAGCGAUGUCCACUUUGCGCAGGGGCAACAGACCCUACGAAGAUGGUCAGACUGUUUCCCUCCGAUGGCGAUGAUCUCGACAAGUACCUCUCCGGCCAACAGCGAUGGGAAUGGGAUAGGCUCCAGGGAGAAGAUGCAAACGAUCACAGAAACCUGAGACAGCUCCUAGCCGAUCUCAUGGACUUCAACACGGCUGUCCAGUCGUACGUCAUGGCUGCCCAUGGAGUCAAAUGCGAGAUCAUGAUCAAGUCCGGCGUCAAGGUCCGCAAGCUUUUUGUCGAUCUCGCCAAGGAUAUGCAGCCAGAUCUCAAGGACGCGCUCAUGAGGUCGAUCGACUCGCUCGAUAACGCAGCUGCUUGCUUCAGCACCAUGUUCAACGACCUCUCUCGCAGGUGUAGGAACAACAGAAAGCUGCAGGCCGAUCUCCUCAAGGAGAAAGAAUCCGUCAGGAAAUUGACGGACGAGGCCAACAUCAUGACCAAUAUCGCUGCGGCCAAGAUGCGGGAGGUCGAGGAAAAAUCCAAGGAGGUGGGCCAGCGCAUGGAUCUCGCCGUAGCUACGGAGCAACGCAUCACGGACAUGUUUAUGCGAACGCAAGCUGCGAAGGACGACCUCAAUGCGAGGGAGCAGAAUCUUUCAAGUCAGCGCCGCAAGAUGGAGCUCGAAACCAAUCUCAAGCUCUCCAAUAUGAAGAACAACAUGGAAACCGCUUUGAUGGACAUGGCGCAAAAGAUGAACCAGGCUCUGAUCAAAAGUGCUGAAGCAGAGAAGGAGAGACAGGCAGCGCACAACAAGAGCUGCCAACUUGCCGAGCAGCUGCAACAGAUGCAGCAACGCUUCAAAGGACGAAAGUUAGGGGCAGGCCCCGCCCCACUCAGUGCAGUCGUCGGUGACGUGGAGGCAAUGCAACGCAGGAUCAAGGCGCUCGAGGCGCGCAACAAGUCGAUGGAAGAACAGCUCAGGAUGGCCAACAUCGCCACGCCGGAACAUCGUCUCGCCCGGCACUCACCCCGUCGCAACGACGCGUCUUCCAUCGACCUUACACGCUCAAGCAGCCCAAUCGGCCACGAUCUCGACUCGUUCCCUGCAACCCCACUGGACGGUGUCGACGCAGCUUCCCAAGCCUCGGCUUCGACCGUGGCGGCAACCGCAGGUUCGUCGCCCUCGGUGCAACGCAAGGGUAACAAAAGGGCUCGUGCCAGCCUCUCUGUGGAGCCCGAGCGACUCGACGACGAGAUGGACGAGGCGCUGUUUCCGAUGCCUGGAUUCGGAGCUUUACAGAUGACCGAUCAGCGCGUCAACAGGCCAGUUCUAGAGCAUCGAUUGGCUCAAGGAUCCGGGCCAGCGAAGGCAGUUGAGCCGGGCCCUUCUUUGUUAUUCCUCAAAGCUGCCGCUGCCGCUCUAGAUGGCGGCGCGUCCACAAUUGACGCCAGCCAAGGAAAGAACAUCGCUCGCAAAAGGGGCGAUCACAAUCAGAACGCCAAGACACGCAAGAGGGUCUCCACCCCAGCAGCCCCCGGUGGCAGCACGAGCGGCGUGAGUGGUACGAGUAACUCUGGAACCUCGAGUAGCCCAAACAACAAUGUCAAUUACGAGUGGCUCAAAAAGCCCAAUGGAAUCGCUUUGGGCCCGAAACGCCGUUCCAAGGCAUCGUAA